AUGGAUCGCUUGAAAGCGAAAAGGACUGUACUGCGAGGGAGGACCACUCGAAUCAUCAACGAAAGCAAAGCUCUUCUUUCAUCUGAGACCGCCAGCGCUGAGGAUCUCACCGUUCUACUAGAUCGCCUCACCAUUUGCAGUACCGACUUGAAAGACGUCGACACCCAGUUGGAGACGCUCAUUCCAAUCGAAGAUCUUCAACACGAGUAUGACAGCUGCUUUGGAUACCAAGAGGAAGUAAGCACAGUAGUCUCAAAAUUGAACUACAAACUUCGACAAGUUGAAGCUCCUGCUUUGCAGACCAUGACAUCGCAAACUGAGAGGAACACUCAGUCCUUGAGGGAGUCAACGAGAUCUGGAAUUAAGUUACCAAAGCUCCAGCUCCAAAAGUUCAAUGGCGAGCCCACGCUGUGGCCAAGCUUCUGGGAGCAAUACUUAAGCAGCAUACAUGAAAACGCUACCCUUUCCAAGAUCGAGAAAUUCCAGUACCUGAGAUCUCUUCUCGUUGGACGGGCGUCUGCUGCGAUUGAGGGACUCCAGGCCACGGAAGCUUGCUACGAUGAUGCAUUGGAGUUGCCGAAAAAACGUUUUGGUGAUAGACAGAAGAUAGAACACGAGUAUUUCUCCCGUCUGCGUCAACUUUCCCAUAUUCGCUCUUCGCACGAUACUGGUGGACUGAGGAAGAUAUAUGAUCAGACCCAGUCUAGUAUGCGAGGAUUAAAAUCUCUCGGAAUAACUGCUGGAAGUUACGCAGCGAUGAUGAACGACAUUCUCCUGAACGCGUUGCCACAGGACAUGGUUUUGGACUACCAUCGUAGGAAACAGCAACAACCAGCACAGCUCGAAAACUCCGAAAGGCAGUUAGAGGAUCUCCUCGAUUUUCUCCAGAACGAAGUCGAAAGCAGAGAAAAGGCGGGAAUAUCUAGCCAGGAUGGAGGAGUUGUGAAACGAAGAGGGAGUCAGAUGAGCCGUCCCAGUGGGCUAGUACUCCAAACGGGUUCUGAGCCGGCCAAGUGUAUCUUUUGCGGCUCUUCGGCGCAUACGACUGAACGAUGCUCUUCUGAUAUGAAUCUGAGUGCCCGAAAAGAGAAGCUCAAAUCUCAGCGAAGAUGUUUCCGAUGCACCUGGGUGGGACAUAUGACGAACCAGUGUGUGAGACGUGUCAAAUGCGAUAAAUGCAAAGGUAGACACGUAACCUCCAUGUGUGACCCGGAGUACAACCCAGCCCAGUCAACUAGCCCUAAAACGCAAACCCGCAGCGCAGUGAUCGCCACGUCCUCAGCCACUUCACGUUCCACUGUUUUGCUACAGACUUUCCGGGCUUGGGUGGUCGUCGACAAGAAGUGCGCAUACAUUCGAGGAUUAUUUGACAGUGGUAGUCAAAGUACCUUUGUGCGAGAGGAUCUUGUUCGCAGCUUGAACUUGCCCGUCCUGAGAGAGGAGGAACUCUCAAUAAGCACAUUUUCCAGUGAUAUGGGGAGGAAACCAGAGAGGCGACGAAUAGUGGAGCUCCAGAUACGAAGCCAGUAUGCCGAGGAGGUAAUAACUAUGGAAGCAAUCGAAAUGCCAGUUCUAUGUCAUGAUCUUCCAUCAGCUUCAGCAGAUGACCGUCACUUGAUUCUACUUCAGGAAGCUGGAGAACAUGUUGCUGAUGUCGUAUCGUUCCCAGGCAUACCGCAAGUGAAGGGAAUUUCGGUCCUUAUUGGGUCGGAUCAAAUGUGGAAAUUGCUGAAAGGAGAGAUCCAACGUUACGGGCCAAACGAUGAAAUCGUUGCCAUCAACUCCAAACUAGGAUGGACGUUUCAGGGUCCGACUACCGAACGUUCGCUGAUCGCAAGGCAGGCCUGCAACUAUGUAUCUGUGCUUCGUGUGAGUACACUUUCUGAGGACCUGCGCUGUGACCAGCUUUUAGAACGAUUUUGCAGCCUGGAAGGAGUUGGAAUCGUCCACGAAGAUGAAUCUCCGUCGGCCGAAGGUCAUGCCGUUCUCGAAGAGUUCGAGAAAACACUGAAGAUGAGGGAUGGCAGGUACGAGGUUCAGCUCCCGUGGAAACAGACAGAUUCGCCGUUGAACGACAACUUCGAGAUAGCUAAAACUAGGCUGAAGAAACUUGUGUUCCGACUGAACAAAGACAGACAUUUGAUCGAAGAGUACGACAAAGUUAUACGUGGAUAUCUUCUCAGUGGAUACGCAGAAGAAGUUCCGGUAUCCAACCAAGAACAGAACACUCGGGUUUUCUACAUGCCACACAGAGAAGUUUUCCGCGAAGCAUCUACAACAACCAAGUUGCGUGUAGUGUUCGACGCGUCGUCGCAUGGUCCUGGAAGUACAUCUUUAAAUGACCACCUGGAAACUGGACCAAAGCUUCAAGCAGACAUGCAGGAUAUUCUAAUCAGGUUUAGGAUGCAUCAGAUCGCUAUGAUAGCGGAUAUCGAGAAAGCUUUCCUCCAGAUCAUGGUCCACGAGAGAGAUCGUGAUGCGCUACGAUAUCUUUGGUACCGCGACGUGCCCUUUCGUGAGAUGACGUCUAACGAGCUCUGCGUUCUCAGGAUGAGUCGGGUUCCCUUCGGAACGACCGCGAAUCCUUUCCUCCUGGCCGCAACGCUGCAUCACCACUUUCGUCACUUGGUAACAGGAGCUGAUAACGUUGAACAAGCCACGAGGAUGCAUCGUCAGGCUUUGGCAGUCAUUGAACAGGCUGGAAUGCGCCUCAGAAAAUGGGCAUCGAAUGAACCCCAGUUAAAGUCUGUGUUCAAAAAGGGUGAGACUGACGAGUCGAUACAUCAGAAGGUACUUGGAAUUCCUUGGAAUACUGAAACUGACAGCUUGAUGCCUAAUUUAGAAGCCGUGAAAACGUUUGUGGCAACUUCACCAGUAACCAAAAGGAACAUACUCCAAGGCACCGCAAGACUGUUUGACCCUUUGGGAUUCCUCAAUCCAUUUACGUUCAGGGCCCGAUCCAUGUUUCAAGACCUAUGGAAGAAAAAGGUUGGAUGGGACGAAGAUAUCCCAUGUGAUGCUCAGCAGAAGUGGAGCGAAUGGUGUAAUGAACUAUCUACAUUAUCAGCACUAGAGAUUCCCCGUUGCGUCGUUCCAGCGAAUGCAUCUGCGUUUCAAAUGCAUAUAUUUUGUGAUGCCAGUCCUCUUGGUUAUGGGGCAGUGGCUUACCUGAGAACCGCAAACACAAAGGGCGAGAUUUCAACGCAUUUAAUACUCUCAAAAACUCGUCUAGCACCUAUCAAGCAGCUCUCUCUUCCAAGACUAGAGCUUAUGGGAAUGCUUAUCGGAGCGAGAAUGCUCACUUACCUGCAAAGGACACUGUAUAAAUUACAGUUCGACUAUUUUAUGUGGACCGACUCCAUGAUCGCAUUGUGGUGGAUACGACGCCGGCCAACCGAAUGGAAAGUGUUCGUCAGCAAUCGAGUAAAAGAAAUCCAACGUCUCACCGAAAUAUCGCAUUGGGCACACUGCCCUGGGACCGAAAACCCAGCCGACCACUUGACAAGAGGCAUUACUGCGCUAAAACUGAUUAGCAGUCAAAGUUGGUGGCAUGGGCCUAAGUGGCUAGCCGGAGACUGCGUGUGCUGGCCGAACGAUUUCGUCGAACAGGAUCCACGAACGGAUGAGGAACGCCUACAAUGUCAGGCAUUACUGCAAGUGGCGUUGCAACAAUGGUCGCCACUUCUUGAUUUGGAUGCGUUCGCAAAGUAUUCCCGUGUUUUGCGAACGACUGCCUGGAUUCUUCGAUUCAUUACAAAUUGCCGGCAUCAUGAAGAACGGCUCACGGGUCCCUUGUCUGCAGACGAACUACUUCAUGCGGAAACGUACUGGGUACGUACUUCGCAGGCCGCAACGUAUCCAGAUGAGGUUUAUGCACUGAGGGAGGAGCUGGAAUUUCCCAAGAACUCGCCAAUUUUGCAGCCGUUUCUGGAUGCAACUGGUGUUCUCCGGCUUAAGGGUCGGCUUCACUAUGCGGAUGAAGUAGAACAAGUCAAACAUCCCAUCAUCAUUUCGAAGGAGCACCGCCUGGCACACCUUAUAGCGUCUGCUUCACACCACCGCACACUACACGGAGGACUCCAGGACACCAUGAACGACCUUAGGGAGAAAUGGUGGAUUCCCCAUGCUAGACAAUUUGUAAAGACUGUGAUCUUCAGCUGCCCAACGUGCAAACGAUUCCGACUUCAGCCAGCCACAGCACCUACUGCUCCGUUACCUGCAGAGCGAGUAACCCCCAUUCUUCCGUUUGAAGUGGCAGGAGUAGAUUUUGUCGGCCCGGUUUUUGUAAAAACCGAUGACGGAUCAAAGAGAUCUUAUAUCUCAUUGUUUACUUGUGCCGUUACCAGGGCGGUACAUUUCGAACUAAUCAGCAACCUCGGAGCCAACGCAUUUCUUCUUGCAUUCAGGAGAUUUGUGUCCCGUCGUGGAAUACACUCGGUGAUGUACUCAGACAACGCCUUAACAUUUAAGAGGGCCGCGAAAGAUAUCCAGAAGUUAGGGAGUCUAAUACGGCAAGACGACGUGCAGAAUUAUAUGGCCACAACUAUGAUCAGCUGGAGGUUCAUGCCGGAAAGAGCACCGUGGUGGGGCGGGUUUUGGGAGAGACUCGUUCGGACCCUUAAACAUGCUCUACGAAGAGUCAUCGGAAAGCAGUCGUUCACGAUCGAAGAAAUGGAAACGGUGCUAGCCGAAGCCGAAGCAGCAGUAAACUCACGGCCCAUCACGUACUUGCAUUCCUCACCCAACGAGCCUACUGCUUUGACGCCAGCGCACCUCCUAGUUGGAAAACGCUUGAUUGCCUUGCCAUCUUCGAAACGACAAGACCCAACCAGAUCAACUACAGAAGCGCUUUCGCGAAGGUGGGUGCACCAGCAAAAGAUAGCUGACCACUUUUGGAAACGUUGGCACAAGGACUAUCUCUGGGAGUUGCGAUCGGCCCAUGUAUCACGUACCACGCCUUCUCAUUCCAUGAAGGAAGGCGAUCUUGUACUCGUUCAUGAAGAACGAACACCGAGGCAAGUUUGGAAAACAGCACGGAUUGUGAAGUUUCAUAGAGGAAGAGAUGGAAAGAACAGGUCAUGUUCCGUCAAGCUGCCAUCAGGCAACAUCACAAGACGACCUGUACAGCAGCUGUACCCAUUCGAAGAUCAUCUCCAAUGUGCUAGUGACGCCCAUUCCGGGGGGGAGGAUGUUGCGGAAUGA
Messenger RNA from Ornithodoros turicata, 5202 nucleotides. RefSeq lists its product as uncharacterized. Gene Ontology annotation, molecular function: nucleic acid binding. The coding region runs from base 1 to 5202 and encodes 1733 amino acids. Gene Ontology annotation, biological process: DNA integration. Lineage: Eukaryota; Metazoa; Arthropoda; Arachnida; Ixodida; Argasidae. The transcript has a single exon. The record is from RefSeq and is a predicted model, not a curated record.